Messenger RNA from Arabidopsis thaliana (thale cress), 539 nucleotides. Its product is annotated as Beta-1,3-N-Acetylglucosaminyltransferase family protein. The transcript has 2 exons. Bases 45 to 419 code for a protein of 124 amino acids. The record is from RefSeq and is marked reviewed. NCBI's taxonomy places the organism in Eukaryota, Viridiplantae, Streptophyta, Magnoliopsida, Brassicales, Brassicaceae.
CGUUUUCUAAAUUUCGUGUUUGAUAAAACUCCAAAGAUCAUGCAAUGGCAUCAAACGCUUGCAAACUUCUUUGCCUUGUUCUCUUCUUAGCAUUCGUUAACCAAGGGUAUGGAGAUUGUAGUCUAAAUUCCCUAUCUGUGAAACAAUCGAAAACCGGAAAAUUGGUUCAGAACAAACCGGAGUGGGAAGUGAGAGUGACGAACCCUUGCAACAAUUGCAAAUUCCAGAACACAGAGUUGUUAUGUGUCGGUUUCAACUCAGUUACACCCAUCGAUACCUCGUUGUUGCUGAAAUCUGGUGACGCGUGUCUCGUCAACGCUGGUAAAUUCAUAGUUCCUCACGUGGACAUCGUUUUCAAAUACGUUUGGGACACAAGCUUCGACCUCAAGGUUAUCGACGGCGUUAUGGUUUGCUAUUAAAUGUUCUAACCAAAUUCUUUUGGUUUAAUUCGGUUUUGGUUCAUGUUAUGAAACUGAUGAUAUUUACUUAAAUGUUGUCCGGAUCAUUAGCUUAAGGAUUAAUAAAAGAUGUUUGCUUCA